This is a messenger RNA of Trichomonas vaginalis G3, 537 nucleotides long. RefSeq names its product KilA, N-terminal/APSES-type HTH, DNA-binding family. The annotation marks the transcript as partial. The record is from RefSeq and is a predicted model, not a curated record. NCBI's taxonomy places the organism in Eukaryota, Parabasalia, Trichomonadida, Trichomonadidae. The transcript has a single exon.
AUGUCAACAUCAGAGAACACAACAACUGCUAUCGUUCAUGAAGCCAUUAAUGAAGAAUACGAGUACAUACAGUAUAACAAACAGUUACGUCUCAUUCGUUCAGUCAAAGAUGACAUGUACCAAAUGCAAAGUAUAAUGAAUGCUCUUCGUUCUACAAAGCAAGCAUAUCAUUGGUUUGAAAACCAACAGACAAAAGAACUUUUAGAAGAAUUUCCUCAUAUGAUUGCUUCCCUCGGAAAACCGAGAGAAGAGAUUCCGUACGAAAAUCGCAAGAAUUUGGCUCCUGGUUUGAAAGGUUAUUAUGUUCAUAGACUUUUAGUAAAUGCUGUAGCAAUGUGGGCUUCACCUCGUUAUGCUUGUUAUAUUUUCAUGAUGUUAGAUGAACUAUAUAAAGCAGAACGUGGAGAGAUGGAAAAGAAACUUCAAGCAAAAGAUGAAGUCAUUGAAUCCAAAGACAAAAGCAUACAGAAAAGAAUACCGCGUUCAGUACCAAAAGGAAAGGAAAAGAGUUAUAAGUAUAUGAUAUAUACUGAAGAG